AUGGGACAGGGUGAGCCAAGCCAGCACACCACAGGGCUUACCGGACUGUCAGUAGCUCCUCCAUCAUUACGUGUUUUCAUUAAAAGUAGCAGGAUGACGGCCCUGGGAAUCAAGAGCUGUGACUUUCAGGCAGCAAGAAACAAUGAGGAACACCAUACCAAGGCCAUUAGCUCCCAGCGCCUCAUCGUGAGAAGAGGGCAGCCCUUCGCCAUCAGCAUGCAGUUCCGGGCUCCAGUCCACAAAUUUCUGAAGAAGGUGGUCCUCAUCGCACAAACUGGAGAGCAGCCUUCUAAGGCCAAGGGGACCCAAGCCACACUCCCGAUUUCCAGGCCGGGGGACCCGAAGGGGUGGAAUGCAGAGGUGGAGAAGAGAGAUGCCCAGUCCUGGAUCAUCUCUGUGACCACGCCCGCAGACGCUGUCAUUGGCCAAUACUGGCUCCUGCUGCAGGUCUCAGGCAGGAAGCAACACCUCCUGGGCCAGUUCACACUGCUCUUUAACCCCUGGGCUCGAGAGGAUGCUGUGUUCCUGGAGAAUGAAGCUGAACGCGAGGAGUACUUGUUGAACCAGAAUGGCCUCAUCUACCUGGGCACGGCUGACUGCAUCCAGGAAGAGUCCUGGGACUUUGGCCAGUUCGAGGGGGAUAUCUUCGACCUCAGCCUGGCCUUACUGAGCGAGGACAAGCAGGUGGAGCAGUGGGGCAACCCUGUGCGUGUGGCCUGCAUUUUGGGCGCCUUGCUGCAUGCUCAUAAGGAGAAGAGUGUCCUGCCCAUCCCGCAAACCAAAGACGCCCAGGAAGAGGCCUUGCUGAACAAGCGCCGGGGCAGCGUGCCUAUCCUGCGGCAGUGGCUCACAGGCCAAGGGCGACCUGUGUAUAGUGGUCAGGCCUGGGUGUUGGCUGCUGUUGCUUGCACAGUGCUGCGAUGCCUGGGAAUCCCUGCCCGCGUUGUUACAACUUUCAACUCAGCCCAGGGCACCGGCGGGGGCCUGCUUGUAGACGAGUACUACAAUGAGGAGGGGUUUCAGAACCGAGAAGGCCAGAGAGGCAGAAUCUGGAUCUUCCAGACUUCCACAGAGUGCUGGAUGACCCGGCCUGCUUUGGACCGGGGUUAUGGUGGAUGGCAGAUUCUGUAUCCAAGAGCUCCUAAUGGAGGCAGAGUCCUGGAGGCCUGUGAUCUGGUCCCAGUCAGAGCGGUCAAGGAGGGGAAACUGGAGCUGACCCCUGCAGUAUCAGACCUUUUUGCCAUGGUAAAUGCCUCGUGUGUGGUCUGGAAGUGCCGUGAGGAAGGCACACCGGAGCUGACCAACUUCAACACUAAGUAUGUUGGGAACAACAUCAGCACCAAGGGUGUGGGCGUUGACCGCUGUGAGGACAUCACUCAGAACUACAAGUAUCCUGAAGGGUCUCUUCAAGAAAAAGAGGUGCUGGAGAGAGUCCACAAAGAGAGAAUGAAACGUGAGAAAGACAAUGGCAUCCGUCCUCCCAGUCUCGAGUCUGCCGAGCCUUUGUACCUGUUCUUGGAAGCGCCCAGCUCCCUACCCCUGGGAGGGGAUGCCCAGUUCUCUGUUACCCUGCAUAACCUCAGUGACCAGGAGAAGAAUGUGCAGCUGUCCCUUGGGGUGCAGGCGGUGUACUACAACGGCAUCCUUGUUGCCGAGCUCUGGAGGGAGAAGCAGCUCCUUACGCUCACUGCCAACCUGGUUCAGAAAAUCACCAACAGCCUGUCCUUUUCCUGCUUUGAGCGAAGCCCACCGGAGAACAGCUUUCUCAGACUCACUGCCAUGGCAACAUACUCUGAGUCCAGCCUUAGCUGCUUUGCUCAGGAAGACAUUGCCAUUUGGAGACCACGCCUUGCCAUCGAGAUGCCAAAGAUAGCAGAGCAAUACCAACCUCUUACGGCCUUGGUCAGUAUCCAUAACUCCCUACAUGAUCCCAUGAAGGACUGUGUGAUCUCCAUCUUUGGAAGGGGGCUCAUUCACAGAGAGAGGAGCUACAGAUUACAUUCAGUGUGGCCUAGAAAAACCUUGCGCACCCAAUUCCAGUUCACGCCGACGCAGGUGGGACUCCAGAUGCUCACUGUGGAAAUGGACUGCAAUAUGUUCCAGAACCUGACCAACUACAGAAGUGUCACUGUCGUAGCCCCUGAACUUCCAGCUUAUACUUCCAGCUCUAGUGUCACUCUCCCCAACCACCCCUUUGAAUCUACAAUCUAAAACCAAACACGCUGGGAAGGGAAACUUUGCUUAUCAGACAAACGAAUCUCCACUGAGGUUGAGCAGAAGACUGACCAAGAACAAAACUAGAUCUCCAUAAAUCAAU
This is a messenger RNA of Diceros bicornis minor, 2317 nucleotides long. RefSeq names its product erythrocyte membrane protein band 4.2 (gene EPB42). Gene Ontology annotation, molecular function: protein-glutamine gamma-glutamyltransferase activity. The record is from RefSeq and is a predicted model, not a curated record. Gene Ontology annotation, biological process: peptide cross-linking. The transcript has 14 exons. Lineage: Eukaryota; Metazoa; Chordata; Mammalia; Perissodactyla; Rhinocerotidae. The coding region runs from base 1 to 2211 and encodes 736 amino acids.